Molecule: messenger RNA, 1464 nt
Organism: Clonostachys rhizophaga
Lineage: Eukaryota; Fungi; Ascomycota; Sordariomycetes; Hypocreales; Bionectriaceae
Source: the annotation of a GenBank genome assembly
AUGUUUGGGACACGAUCGAGGGUUCUGGCAGCUGCUCGCCUCGUGGCUGAUGGAGAAACGACCGGCUCAGCGACACGAAAAAGGAUCCAGCCAAACCUUGUCGUCCUUGUACCGGGACCCAGGCCUGAACAGAAAAAGCACAAGGCCCCCGCUGCACCGAAGCCUCGACCUAGAGAAAGCCCCAGAACCAGCAAGACAAGGCCAGUCGGGCCGCGCGAGCUCGUCCUAGAUUGGCUUGAAGAGUUGCCAGAGUUUCCACUGCAGAGCGGUGAUUCGCAAACUGGCUCUCAGUUGCGGGAAAGACUAUCUGCCAUGGCUCAGUCCCAGCCGACAAUCUCUGCGUUAUAUGCAUGCAUGGACAUUGAUCAGCGUUCCGUCAUUUCAUCAAAAAUAAGCUACCAGGCUCUUGUCCAACGACCAGGCUACCGCAACACGCUGUUCAAAAACGGUAUCAGGGCCGUUCGGUCAGAGGAAGAGCUGCCCGACCAUAUCAGCAAAUUGCUGGAACGUAUUCUCCCGGAAGAGCCUUUGCAGGUUUGUGAUCUAGACCAAGUCAAGUACCAUAGACUGAGGAAUAUGGCAAUCGAAGGGACAAAGGAAGAGGAUGUCGGAGAACUCCUAAACUUCGAAUCGUUAUCAACCGUAACGAGAAAUCGACUUGAUCUCAAAAGAGGCGUCAAUCGAUUGUUGGAGAGAUUACGCGUCCCAAAUAAAAAACCAGAUGAUAAAGUCAGCACCCCUAAACCAGAUUAUCACCUUGGAUAUGGGCUUAGUGCGUUUCCAAUCGAAAACCUGGAUGUUCUUGACCAGCUAGACAGCAGCGAGAUCAAGUUCCCUUUUCUGGAGAUUGAAUACAAGGGAGACGGGAGCAACUCUUGGGGGCGGCUAUGGGUUGCCACGAAUCAAUGCCUUGGAGGAACGGCAACAUUUCUUAACAUCUUGGACCAGUUCAAGACACAGCUGAAUCAAAGGUCUCUGAAAACUCAAUCUGAAGUCCUUGAGUCGAUAGUAUUCAGUGUCGUUACCAAUGGGACGGAGGCAAGGCUCUUCGUUACUUCCUCAGAUGGGCAAGGAGUUUUCAAGAUGUUUCUGAUCAGAGGGUUCUUGUUUUAUGAGGACCAGGGCUUUGAUAAGCUGAGCGCGUAUCUGACUAACAUUAUCGAGUGGGGUGCGGACAUUCGUCUGGGUCAUAUUAAGACUGCAUUGAAGGCGUUGUCGGAUUCCUUUGAGGCGGCUGAGAAUCUACAGAUCGAAAAUCAUGGUUCGAACAUUGGAGGAGAAAGGGAAGAAGGUUCCCCAACUCCAGCGCCGCAAGCAGCAAACACUGUUGCUGACCGGCCGCUGACAAAUGGACAGGAUGAGCAGCCGGCGCAAGUACGCGGUCGUGGACGCCCAGCAAAGCGAAGCCAAGAGCAGGUGAAGGGGAAGGUCGGCAGACCUCCGAAGAAGCCACGGCCUGCUUAG